AAAGUGAUUACGUUCGUAAAUUCGUUUUACAGUUUUACACAAAUUCUAUUAUUUUUUUCAUCUUUCUCGACCGAUUACGAGUUUGACAAUCGUUUAUUAAUUAUCCAACUAUUCCACGCUUGAAGACCAUGUCUCUGAAGGUGACAAAAGCUCCAGAAAACGAUUUUUUUCUCACUAGAGAGCUACUGGUUGCUCUACUCGUUCUGUUCUUCACUGUUGUUCUAUUUGUUCUAUGGAAAAAGAGUCGUAAGACCAACCGUGAUGUACUGCUUGUGGGGUUGUGUGAUUCGGGMAAGACUGCUCUAUUUUCAUACUUGGUGUACAAUAAACCAAUACAAUCUUUCACGUCACAAGUGGAAAACAUAGGCGAGUUUAAAAACAAAAAGAAUUUAUUACGCCUAGUUGACAUUCCUGGCCAUGAAAGAGUGUUCACAAAAUAUUGGGAUGCUUACAAAAUGAGUUGUAAAGGUGUUAUGUUUGUUGUGGAUUCAGAAACUGUUCAAACUGAUAUAUGUGAUGUUGCCGAGUUAUUGUACAGAAUCUUAACUGAUGUAACAAUUCAAACCAACAAGACUAAAAUUAUAAUACUAUGUAACAAACAAGACAAAGUAUUGGCCAAGGGAUCAGAAGUAAUCAAGACAUUGCUCGAAAAAGAACUGGAUACAUUGAGAUUAACAAAGUCAAAUCAGUUGGAAAGCAUUGACGGCAAAAAGAAUAAGACUCUGUUGGGCAAAAAAAAGAAGCAUUUUGAGUUUACUCAUUGUCAGAYGCCAGUUGAGUUUGCAGAAGUAAUUUCUUCAUCACAAGACAUAGUUGUAGAACCAAUAAAAGACUGGUUAGAAAGUAUUCAAUAAAUUCUUACUAUCUUGUACGAUAUGUUAAUGUUCCCAUUUUCAGAAUCACUUUUGAGCUUCUUUGUUGUAUAUACAGUUUUUUGUAUACAUAUUUAUAAUCUAUAAUUAUAAAUGUAUUUUUUAUUGUUAAAUUAAGAGACAUUUCUUCCAUAAUGGUAGGAAUAUAUGAUUAAAAAAAACUUCUAAAUCGCAGUCGAAUCUAAAUUUUUUUCCAGUUUAUUAGUUGCUGUACAUUGUGUACUUAUUACAAGUAUAAUACAGUUCUAUCUAUUUUAUUUUUACCAAGUAUAUGUAUUUAUUUGUAAUUUCUUUUUGUAUAAAUCUUUAAUGGUUUGAUUCGGUACUAAGAUUUUUAAUUUUGUAAUUAAUGAUAUAUUGAUAUGUAAAAAUUGUACAUAAAAUGCAUGAAAUAUGUUAUCUAAAUUCUAUAGAGUUCAACCUCUGUAGUCAUAUUGUGGUUAGUCAAUAAU
This is a messenger RNA of Diuraphis noxia (Russian wheat aphid), 1324 nucleotides long. RefSeq names its product signal recognition particle receptor beta (gene SrpRbeta). Lineage: Eukaryota; Metazoa; Arthropoda; Insecta; Hemiptera; Aphididae. The record is from RefSeq and is a predicted model, not a curated record.